Letharia lupina is the source of this 939-nucleotide messenger RNA. RefSeq lists its product as uncharacterized. The record is from RefSeq and is a predicted model, not a curated record. The transcript is spliced from 2 exons. NCBI's taxonomy places the organism in Eukaryota, Fungi, Ascomycota, Lecanoromycetes, Lecanorales, Parmeliaceae. Bases 1 to 939 code for a protein of 312 amino acids.
AUGCUACUUACAUUAAGUGUCCUCUCCUUCUUCUUCGGCUUCGUGGUUGCAGCGGUCGUGACUUCGAGGCCGAAACAUGCUCGUUCUACUUUGGAUGAUUCAUUGAGCAAGCUUCGUCAUGUCACGGACGCAUUCAGACCACGCGCGACUUGCAACCACGAUUCGCCAAUCAGCGUUGAGAAAGGUCUGAUACAGACUGACGAUGCGGAUCUCCUGACGAAAGCUCAGUGCGAAGAGCUUCCAGGCGAUAGCUGGCGGCGUCAAGCAUACGAGGAGAUAAAAUCGAUCCUCGUUGCACGAAAGCCAGGAGCCAAGAAAUUUCCCUGCAUCUACGCCACGACCGGCUACAGACACAACGAGCACCGUUACAUCUUCAUGCACUCGGAAGACCCAACCGAGCCGCGCAACCUCCGCCUCCUCGCCAACGCAAUGCGGGCCUACCUCCCACAAUCCCACUCGCUAGGGCCAAAUACCAGUCUUGUCAUCAUUCACCCCAGAUCCAGCACACAAAACUCGGUAGAGUCCUACCAACAAAGAUUCUGGGAUCUACUUCGAGGUUUGCGGACAUGCGAUCUACAGCCGUGGCCCUCAGACAUCCCUUCAGAAACGCAUGCCCCCAAAUGGGCCUUCUGCUUCAACGGAGUGCCCUGGUUCCCCGCCGCAAUGACACCCGCGCACGAGCAGCGGCGGUCUCGUCACGCGCCCUACUUCACAGUUGCCAUGCAGCCGAAAUGGGUCUUUGACAAUCUUUUCAGAACACCGGAGAAACGACGAGCCGCAGUAGGCGCAGUCAGGAAGCUGAUGCCUGCUUACGAUGAGAUUGAACCAAGUCCGGAUUUGUCCGCGUAUGGGACUGAGGGCACGACCGAGGCGCAUCAGUAUUAUUUACUGGACGAGAACAAGACGAGUUGUUGUCCGUAUGAGGACCUCGACAGGUGA